Messenger RNA from Selaginella moellendorffii, 652 nucleotides. RefSeq lists its product as uncharacterized. The coding region runs from base 24 to 548 and encodes 174 amino acids. The record is from RefSeq and is a predicted model, not a curated record. The transcript has 3 exons. Lineage: Eukaryota; Viridiplantae; Streptophyta; Lycopodiopsida; Selaginellales; Selaginellaceae.
UCCCUUUUCGUUUUCUCUUUUCUAUGGUUUUUCGCCUUGCUUUACUGCCGGUCUGUUGGUCGUUUCGUUUGUGUUUUAACGCCAGCCUUCCGUCAUGUUGCUGUAGCAUUUCGAUGUUUUUUCCAACACAACCUUUUGAAGUGUUCAACUCCAACACGGUCACAGAUGGCAUUGGAGUGUCUCCUCGCGUUAUAUGCUUUGCGUGCGAAGCUCUUCCAAGUGGAUCGCCGGGACAGAUCCAGCCAGCACGUACACUUAUUCUAUACACCACAGACUUAAAUGGCAGGCACACUGGAUUGCUGCUGCCAGUCACGACCAGGCUCUCAGCGUCCAUGUCCCAGGCCCCGAGACGAGACAAAAUCUUCUCGUUAGAAAGAAAGAAGAACAGCGGCGGAUCAUGCAUCGCUUGUGCUCGAUGCGAGACUUCAUUGGGCUGUCGAGAGAAGAUCAAAAGCACGAAGGGGUGGAUCCUAUCCGGGCGAGAGUUUCGCGAUCCCGACGCAAUUAUAAACUUGGGAGACAUCCAACCAAGGGGUUUGCGAGCAUAACAAUGCUAGAAAAGAUGGCCUUGUCGCUCAUCUACCAGGCAUAUUACAGUUAAUACGCCACUAUGGGCUUAAUCAAAUAUAUCUCACAGUAAAAAGGACAACUA